AUGCAAGUUCUCGUGCUUCCCGCCUCUUUCGUCAACGUCGGGUAUGGCGUCGUGAGUCGGCCACAGCAGAUCCAGCAGGUCCAGCAGCUCCAGCAGCUCCAGCAGGUGCCAGGCAACGGUGAAUCCGUUGCUGCCUCACGUUCGCAGUGCGUCCAGGCGGGGCCGCCGCCUGGGUGCAGGCAGCCUGGGCUUCAGACUGGGCUUCAGGCAGCCUGCACUUCUCGCAUGCAGGAGUCCCAGGAGGCUGGAAAGAAAGCGGCUUUGAAGUUCAACACCUCGGAGCAGAAGCGCAUCAACAACGACCUGGUGCAGGCCGGCAGGUGUGGGACCUCGGCGCUGUUGCGGUGCAUCUCGAAGAACCUGGGCCAGAUGAAUGGGGUAAACGUUGCCACCGCCUUCCACCGCCUGACGCGAGAUGGGGACGAGUCCUUGGCAGGGGAUGUCACCUUCCUCCGCCUCAUGGACACGGCAGAGCUGAGGGCAAAACAAGAGCAGGCCCUGCAGAACGGGACGAUGCCUGCGAAUUGCUGCACCAUCAUCGCCUGGUCUUGCGCCAAGCUGCGGGCCUUCCUCCCGUCGCUCUUUUCGGUCCUGGCCUCUGUGGCCGCAUCCCAGUUGGGGAAGUGCCAGGCCUACGAGGUGACCAACCUGCUCUGGGCCUUCGCGGAGUUCCACAAGUACCAGCAAGACGCAGCAGGGACCUUGGCGAAGGAACUCCAGACCCUCCUCGACGCCAUGGCGGAGAACUUCAUGCGCCGGAGCUUUGGGGACUUCAAGGUCCAGGUUCUCAUCUCUGCCUUCAUGUCCGCCAGCGCGCUGCCCUGGAGCCAGAGCUUCUCCCAGACGUGGCUGGCCACCAGCACGUUCCGCGAGCUGGCCGUGCGUUGGGAGGAGCUCGAGGCACAGGCCCACGCCCAGGUCUCGGUGGGGCUGGAAAGGCUCCGGGUCAAGUGCCGUCCGGUCUUCCAGAACCUCCGCGCCUUGGCCUCGAAGUUCCCGGACGUCGCGGAAGUCGUCGAGGUGGUCAAUGAGAAUUCGGCUAGCGGCUCGCGCUCCAUGGAGUAA
Molecule: messenger RNA, 1065 nt
Organism: Symbiodinium natans
Lineage: Eukaryota; Dinophyceae; Suessiales; Symbiodiniaceae
Source: the annotation of a GenBank genome assembly